Messenger RNA from Molossus molossus (Pallas's mastiff bat), 1909 nucleotides. RefSeq names its product STN1 subunit of CST complex (gene STN1). The coding region runs from base 236 to 1342 and encodes 368 amino acids. Gene Ontology annotation, biological process: double-strand break repair via homologous recombination; DNA replication; telomere capping. Gene Ontology annotation, molecular function: single-stranded telomeric DNA binding. NCBI's taxonomy places the organism in Eukaryota, Metazoa, Chordata, Mammalia, Chiroptera, Molossidae. Gene Ontology annotation, cellular component: chromosome, telomeric region; DNA replication factor A complex; site of double-strand break. The record is from RefSeq and is a predicted model, not a curated record. The transcript has 10 exons.
GGGCUGCGGAAGAAGUCAGCUUCUCGCUUCCCUUUUCCUUCUUUCCCAGUCUCAUCCGGAAAACCGAAACGUGCAGGAGCAGGCCACUUACAGACCCACCCCUGUGCACUACCAGUGUGUGGCCACAAGGGCACCCGUUCCUCUCCGGACCCCGCCCAUUAAAGCGGUUUCAGGAUUCUCGACUCAGUGAUGUGAGACUUUCAAGGUUGGCUGGAAGCCACUGCACAGCCUCCUGAUGCAGUCUGAAUCCAGCCGGUGUGAUGAGGAGAACCCUUCCCUCUUGUGGGGUUUGGAUCCUGUGUUUCUAGCCUUUGCAAAACUCUACAUCAGGGAUAUCCUGGACUUGAAGGAGUCUUGCCAGGUGCCAGGUGUAUUUUUUUACAAUGGGCAUCCAAUAAAACAAGUAGAUAUCUUGGGGACCGUAGUUGGAGUGAGAGAAAGAAAUGCUUUCUACAGUUACGGAGUGGAUGAUAGCACUGGAGUUAUAAACUGCAUCUGCUGGAAAAAGUUGAACAAUACCGAGUCUUCCUCAGCUGCUCCAAGUGCAAGAGAACUGAGCUUAACCUCACAGCUUAAGAAGCUACAAGAGACCAUUGAGCAGAGAACAAAGAUAGACAUUGGGGACAUUAUCCGGGUCAGAGGUUAUGUCCGCACAUACAGAGAAGAGCGAGAAAUUCAUGCCACUGCUCAUUAUAAAGUAGACGAUCCAGUGUGCAACAUUCAAAUCGCAAGGAUGCUUGAGCUGCCCAGGAUCUACAGGAAAGUUUAUGACCAGCCUUUCCAAAGCUCAGCCCUAGAAAAAGAGGCACUAAGCAAAAACCCAGGAGACCUGGACCUUACCAAUCUCACAUGUUUGCUGAGUGAAAAAGCCAAAGAAUUCCUCAUGAAUAACAGAGUGCAGACCUUUUACCAGCAGGAGUUGGAAAUGGAGGAGUCUCUGCUGUCUCUUGCUAAUCAGCCCGUGAUUCACAGCGCCUGCUCCAAGCAAGCAGAUUUCAAGAACGACAGUACUUCCAAGGCAAUCCAUAGCAUAUUUAAGAAUGCUAUAAAACUCCUGCAGGAAAAAGGGUUCAUCUACCAGAAAGAUGGUGGUUAUGAUAACCUCUUCUAUGUAACCAGAGAAGACAAAGAACUGCACAGAAGGAUCCACCGUAUCAUUCAAGAAGAUUGCCAGAAACCAAAUCACAUGGAGAAGGGCUGCCACUUCCGGCACAUCUUGGCCUGUGCCCGCCUGAGCCUCAGCCCGGGCCUGAGCGAGCCUGUGCUGCAGCAGGUGCUGGAGCUCCUGGAGGACCAAAGUGACAUCGUCAGCACAAUGGAGCACUAUUACAUAGCGUUCUGAGGACAGGCCGCAGACAGCCUGAGCGGAGCCAGGCCGAGGAGAAAGACCAAGUGCUGUUCACUCCCAGGCUCUGGUUUUAAACAUCACGCAGAAGCUUAUAGGUCAGGAGACAAUUAUCUUAUAAUCAACUGGGAAAUAUGGUCAGUUGCGGAAUGGAAUUUGGCAUAAAUUCUGUAGGCUGUAUUCUUGGGGUAUAAAAUGACUUCUAUCUCAGCCAUGGUGUUGACCUCCUGACUGGACUGGGCGUCCUUUAUGAAGCAGAAGGUGGCUGAAUCGGUGUGGUGGAUGAGGCUCGAUCAUGGUAAAGGGACAUUACAUGGUAAAGCCCACGGACUGUGGGAACUGAAGAGCAUGCAGCCAGAUCACACAGAUGUAAAACUUUUUAAAACUCGAGACUAUCAGAACAUUCUUGUGGGUCUGCCUUAAUGGUUAAGAACCCAGUGUAGGGAGCUAGCCCUCCCUGGAUGGGUAUUGCUGAACUGAGAUUUCCAAGGGUCAAACACCAGUGGGGGCGGGUGUCAUGAGUCCUGGGUUGAAUGCUUGUACAGACCCAUCCAGAGAUGGCAA